AUGAAACUCAUCCUACUCAAUCCCAUAGACCAAGCUCGUCCUCACCCGGUCAAGCCUAUUGUUCCUACACUCUCGCUGCUCGAACCAAUUAAUCUCCAAGUCCAGGUCGGCGAAGAUGAGCUCGAUUUGGUCGGCACAAAUGUCAAGGUCCAGCUGAUCGGAUCGAUUGAAUUGCUUCGAUACGACACCUACGCAGAUGCUGGUAGUCUUGUUAGCUUCAAGGCUCGCCCAGUCCGGACGGAAGAUGUCCUGGACAUCCACCAGACGGCACACCUGCGAGGACCUCGAGGGAGUAUCACAAUCGACCUAAUCUCGUCGGGGAUUGACGUGUCGCAGCUGCCGUCGUCGAUCGAGGUCAUGGGCGGAGACGCUUCAGACACAUCACCGUUGAUGCAGCUUGUCGUCAGAUAUGUGCUCUCAGUCUCGGACUGCAAGGGCAGAACGGUACAUCAGGGAAUCCACAUGUUGGGUCACAGCCUCAGCGAGACGGAAGGACGCGCUGAAGCGAAGCUUCUCCGACCGCAAGGAGGAUAUAAGCGACAUGUCUCACAAGGGUCGUCGAUGUGGAACUGGGCGCGACUGGGCCCGUUGAGACACUUCCGGCCGACCUCAAGGCCGUGCCAACAGUUGACGGUCGAAGUGAUGGGAUAUGAUCCGAUUGUGCUUAGACAUGAGGAGAAUGCAGCGUCGACGAAGAUUCGCUGGCGCCUGAGGUUGGCUGACGGCCAGCAGGAUUCGACUUCUUCGAUACCAAAAGUGACAAUGUCCGCACGCUGGAGACUCCGGUCAUCGACUGAAUGGCCGAUUUCGGCAUCGGAAGAAAGCCCAAUCAGGAUCAAUCACAGCGGCAACCUCGAUGGCUGGACCUCCAUGUCUGGAAAGCCUGAGACUGUGAGUGUGUGGCUGCAAGGUGUUGAGGGGAGCUUGGAAGCAGAACACAGUACAUCCUUGUCACUCCCAGUACAGCAAUUUCUGGCACCGACAUUCUUCUUAGGCUCCAUGGCGCAUACGUAUACCUUGCAUUUGGCCGUUUGCUGUCGAGCGAAGGGGCAUGCGCUGAACAUUCGCGGCAAUCUCGAGUUUGAGCUACCUAUUGCUUUGAUUUAUGUGGCACCAGGGUAUGAUAGCGACGAUGUGCCACCUGUAUACUCAGAAGUGUGA
Molecule: messenger RNA, 1161 nt
Organism: Exophiala spinifera
Lineage: Eukaryota; Fungi; Ascomycota; Eurotiomycetes; Chaetothyriales; Herpotrichiellaceae
Exons: 1
Coding region: 1-1161 (386 amino acids)
Source: RefSeq, a predicted model, not a curated record